Messenger RNA from Helobdella robusta, 468 nucleotides. RefSeq lists its product as hypothetical. Lineage: Eukaryota; Metazoa; Annelida; Clitellata; Rhynchobdellida; Glossiphoniidae. The record is from RefSeq and is a predicted model, not a curated record. The coding region runs from base 1 to 468 and encodes 155 amino acids. The transcript has 3 exons.
AUGUUUGAAAAAUUUUAUUUAUUUUUAGUUGUUUUAAAGUCUGUAUGUGAGAAUAGAAUCUUUGUGAUUCCACGUGAAUUGAAAAUUGAAAAGAACGCCAUCUACGGAACGUACGUUACGUGGGUUCAAAACCAAACACUUCGUUGCUACAUGGACAACACAAUCAUAUUCGAUUCAAAAAGGCCAAGUAGGCAACCGAUGGAUCAAUGGCGGGGAAUAUUUUUUGAGACAACGGAGACGAGUCAGGCAAGAAUUUACAUUGACGGAAAUGCUUUCCUAAACAGUGGAGAUUCCGUUACGAUAACAUGCAAGGAGCACGAGUACCGGGAUAACAUGGCUAAACUAACUUUAUUGGCUGUAAAACUGAAACAAGUUGAAGGUGGUGACAAAAGAAAGUGGAAAAAUAAUGGGAAACGUACAAAAACUGAUUUGUUGGUGAAUCACACUUCGGUUAGAACAAGACAGUAA